AUGUUUACGAGCAACCCUGCAACGGCAAUGUCUCAAAAUAAACCCACUUUAAGACUUAAUCCACCGAUAACCGAACGAUUUCAACUUUACGAAUUUUUCCAUACUCCUAGCCUACGUUAUGAUCCAAAAGAAGAUAUUCAAAUUGAAGAAAAUAUCAAACCAGCUCUAGAACAAUCAAUUACUUCUAAAGAUGAAGACUCAACUCGAUUUAGCCAACGCUUAACUUUCAAUGCUACACAAAAUCAAAAUGCAGAAGAUAACACAACAUAGUAAAGUAUCUAAGAUAUAGACUCUGGUAAAGACUCGCACCCACACCCUCAAGAAAACGAAAAGAUGUAUAUUGUCGGAAGUUUCUAGUUUAUUUAUGAAAGAUCAUUAUGUGAUUAAUAUUUUGAGUGUAGAAAAAAAAGAGAGCACUGAACAUGAUCGAUUUUGUUAUUUUUCAUUUAAAUCUCAUGAAUAUUGCCGUUAAGAUGUAUGUUAUUGAUUAAGCAUUACAUCCUGUCGACAUAAUGGACAUCUCGUUAAUUGUUCUUGUUGUU
Molecule: messenger RNA, 542 nt
Organism: Adineta steineri
Lineage: Eukaryota; Metazoa; Rotifera; Eurotatoria; Adinetida; Adinetidae
Source: the annotation of a GenBank genome assembly